This is a messenger RNA of Trypanosoma theileri, 783 nucleotides long. RefSeq lists its product as uncharacterized. The annotation marks the transcript as partial. The transcript has a single exon. The record is from RefSeq and is a predicted model, not a curated record. Lineage: Eukaryota; Euglenozoa; Kinetoplastea; Trypanosomatida; Trypanosomatidae.
AUGACAAAGGCUGUAAUGGUGAGGUGCUACCUGCUCUGUUUACUAACUCUUGCACUGUGUUGUGCUUGUGGGUUAGUAUGGGCUGAUAGUCCUAAAACUUCUGAUGCCCUUAUUAAAACUUCCACUGUUGGUGUUCCUUCUCGUGUUCAUCGUGCCGUUCCUGCGGAGUUCGAUUUGAUAGUGGAAGAGGAGGAAACCCUGCCAACGGAAGCUGAGAAGGAGGUUGUUCCUGAUACUCCUUGUCUUGGUGCUGGUGGUUCUUGUCCUUCUGCUUCUGAUAGUAGUAAUUCUCCUUGUGGUCGUUCUUCUGGUGGUAAUGGAGGUGGUCGUACUUCUUCUUCUGAUUCUCUCUCUGAAACUGGGGUUCGGGGUGCUGACAUCGCUCCUGGUGUUCAACCCCAACAACAUCCUACCCUUCCUCAUCAGCAAUCUGCGCCUGGUGCCACUUGCACUCAAAAUUCUUCUAAUCUUCCUUGUACAACUACACCAGAGGAACUGACUCCACCUAAACCAAUAAUACCUACUCCUGAAAAGCCUGGAACUGGUGCUCUUGUCGAUGCUCCUUCUAAUAAAGAUGGUCAUCGUGCUGCUGAUAGGACUGGUGCUCAAGUUACAUUAGGUGAAUCUGCUCCUGAGAUUGGUUCUGGUUCUGGUACUGAUGAUACCUCUUCUUCUUCUUCUGAUCAUUCUACUGCAUCUCCUCCACCUGCUGCUUCUCCUUCUGCUAGUGACCCUCAAUAUGGAAACAGCGACAACCAUGCAUCCACUGCAGCAGAUAACCAG